Molecule: messenger RNA, 1323 nt
Organism: Saccoglossus kowalevskii
Lineage: Eukaryota; Metazoa; Hemichordata; Enteropneusta; Harrimaniidae
Product: cuticle-degrading serine protease-like
Source: RefSeq, a predicted model, not a curated record
AUGUUAGAUAAAGAUAGUUUAUCAUUGAUUUGGAAAUUAGGUUACCUCUCUGUGUUGUUAGACUAUAUAAAGAGCUGGAAGCCUCAAUUAUCCAAUAUUGUACUCAUUCGUGACAAGACCAUUAUUUUGAAAAUGCGUUUCUUGAUUCUCGCCGUGCUCGUUGCAACAGCCGUAGCGACGGCCCCUUACUACAGGGUCCGUGAUGCCGUAGAAGGUCGUUAUUUGAUCAAAUUGAAGGACGGAGUAUCUAUCUCAGAUUUUGCGAGCAAGAUGGCUCCCUUGGGUGCUUCAGUAGUUAAAAAAUACCGUAAAGUGCUCAAUGGAAUUGCUAUUUCAGCACAGCCGAAGAUUAUCACUAGUCUUCGUAAUAUGGAUGAAAUUGAGUAUAUUGAAGAUGAUGGUAUCACAAGAGCUACAGUGGAAUGGGGAAUGGACCGUACAGAUCAACGCAGCAACAACCUUGAUGGUAGAAUGAACCUUUAUGCUACUGGUUCCGGUGCCAACGCAUACAUCUUGGACACUGGUUUGCGACACUCUCAUAAUGAGUUUGAUAACCGAGCAUCAUACUUCUGGGACUACGAUUCAAGCAACAAUGGUGAAGACUGUAACGGCCAUGGCACCCAUUGUGGUGGAACAGUAGGAGGUAACUCAGUUGGCAUUGCCCCAGACACAUUAUUGUACAGUGUACGAGUAUUGAACUGUCAGGGAAGUGGUCUUAUUUCAAACAUGGUUGAUGGCCUUGAUGAAAUAGUUGCUUGGGGAGACACUCCAUCCAGGUCUGUUGUAUCCAUGUCUGUUGGGGCUGGUGCUAGUUUAUCACUAGACAAUGCCGUACAACGAGUUAUCGAUGAUGGUUAUACGGCUUCCAUCGCAGCUGGCAAUGAAAACCAAGAUGCUUGCAAUACUUCACCUGCAAGAGUUGAAGAUGCUAUCACUGUUGGGGCAACCGACGUUAACGACAAUCGAGCAGGCUUCUCCAACUGGGGCAGCUGUCUUGACAUAUUUGCACCUGGUGUUGCUGUUAGAAGCGCCUGGUAUACGUGUGAUUCUUGUUAUGAAACCAUAAGUGGAACCUCCAUGGCAUGUCCUCAUGUCUCUGGUGUUGCCGCCGUACAUCUGGGUGCUGGCACUUGUAACGACAAUGCCAGCUGUAGAAAUAAAAUUGUUGCUCUGGAUUCUACUAUUGGUGCAGUAAAUGACCCCAAUGGAUCACCAAAUUUGUUGUUAUAUUGUGACUAAAUAUACACAAUAAGUAAAAGUCGUUUUAUCAGAGAACAUGGCACAUGAUGUAGACGUGAAUAAAUUUGAUUUUAAUUGAAAAAA